Molecule: messenger RNA, 1405 nt
Organism: Thamnophis elegans (Western terrestrial garter snake)
Lineage: Eukaryota; Metazoa; Chordata; Lepidosauria; Squamata; Natricidae
Gene: CCDC167
Product: coiled-coil domain containing 167
Exons: 4
Coding region: 72-395 (107 amino acids)
Source: RefSeq, a predicted model, not a curated record
ACCCGACGGGAUCCUACGUCAGCGCUUGGCGUCCGAAAAGACCCGACCAAGAGAGGAACGCCGUCGUCCACAUGAGCCAACUCGGACCGCGCGGAGGGAGGAAAAUGGUUGAUAAAGCGGAGGGUUUGAGCAUAGCUCAGCAGGUAGAGAGCCUAGAAGACAAGUUGAUGUUUUGCAGGCAAGCUUUGGAAGAGGUGGAUUUUAAGCUACGCAGAGAAGAACUAACAUCUGCACGAAGAGAAUCACUGGAAAAAGAGAAAAACAUGCUAGAAACCAAGGCCGAAAUUUAUGAGAAAGAGCUCAAAAUGCUUCGUCAUGAGAAUCGGAAGACUGUAGCGCUUUCAGCAGCCAUCAUACUCUUAGUGUUUGUUAUUUACACCUGCUGGACCAUGUAACAUUUAGGUGCUGAAAUCUAAUGACUACUGUAGACCCUGAUGAUUCUACCUCCCUUCCCAAAUUGUGCCAAGGGUAAGAUCAGCUUUCCAUACCAACAUGCUCUGCAACAUAGACCAUCUUAGCGUAGUCUUCCAAAAGAACUUCAGUAGAAAAUUAACCAAGGACAAAAGGCAGGGUUAGUUGGACCUUCCAGCUGAUGGCUAGGUAACGGGAUUGUGAGGGCAGGUUAGUUGCACCCUGAUUGUAGAAUUGCCUUCACAGAGGCUGAGCUGGGGUCACUGCAUUUUUUUAAUGGCAGGCAAUAUAUCUUUAUAUAGGCUUCUAUGUCUUUCAUUAAGUCCUUUUAAUCAUGUUUAAAAUGUUUUUAAUUGAUAGUUUUGUGAGCCAAUUGACUACUUUUAUCAAACUCUAUUAAUUUUUUAAGGGAAGAAGUUACUGUAUAGUUUUGCCUUCUUUGAAAAAAAUGUCAAUCCAAGUGAUUGUUAAUAUUUGCAUUUUGAACUGAAAUAAAAUGCAGAAAUUUAAAAAUAAAUGUGCUUCCCUUUUUUCCUUUUCAUUUUCUUCGGUCAGGUCUCCCGUCAAUUCUUUUAUCAGGAACGCUUUGUAAUUCUCCUUCCUUUCCUGACUUUUAAGUUUUUCACCAUGCUAGAGUUAAUUGGCUUGACAUUUUCCUGACUGCAACAAUGCCUCAAGUUCAGUACCUAUUAGCAAUACCUAUUAGCACCUCCGUUGUUGAAGGAAGAAGGCAUUCUAAUGCUGUCAAGCUGCUUUGUUUUGCUUUGGAAAUACACUCAUGGUUCCUUUUAGUUUCUGCUUCAAAUAUGCACUCAAGCCUCAUUCAUUUUGUUUUCUACUUUGGCAAUAUAACCAUGGCUCCCUCCUUUUGUAUCUGUGAUUCAAUUACAUCUCUCUGUCCAAAAAAGUAUAUAAAUCACCUUUCAACUUUGCUGUUUUCAGUAAGAAAACAAAUUCUGUUCUUACUUCCGUGCAAAUAAAUAAAUUGCCCAUG